AUGAGAGUUCUUAUCUCAAUUAAUGUUGAAGAAGAAGAAAGCCCCACUACAUCUCCUAAAGAGACUGUUCAAAACCAUUCCCAAACUUCUAAGAGUGAGCCAAACAUUCCAAUCACAGACCAACCUGCCCCACAUACUAGUCCUGAACCACCUCCUAUUAAUCUUGAGGAUGUAACCCUUGGAGCCUUCCCUAUAAAGGUCCUCUAUCUUGGAGAAACUGAGCCCAUCAAAUUUCCAUCAGUUUUCUUCCAAAAUCCCUCUACAUCUGAUUCUACUGGUUCUCAAGAUGAACAACCAAAAAGGAUUAACCUUGACCCAUCCACAAAUAGUGAAUCAUCUCCCAACAAUCCUCACAUUCCUUCCAAGGACCAAUCAACUAGCCCUCCUCAAUCUGAACCACCAACCAAUUACCCAUGGUUGGUAAACCCUCCAUUGUUAUUUUAUUGCUAUCCCCUUUCAAUUAAUUCUACUAACUCCUUAUUUCUCAUCAUAGGGGUAGAAACAUCAAUUGAGAAGACUUCACUCACUAACCCUAAUUUCACAAAUGAACCUGACAUGGCUUCUAAAGUUGCAAACAAAGAAACUACUGAAACAGUGUAUAGGAACAUUGGAGGCACUCCCCUUUCAACAACAAAUGAGCUUCCUAUUUCAACCAACACUGAACAACCCCAUGUCUCAACAAUUGAACAAAUUCCAAUUGUGGAACCCACAACUCAACCUAUAGUCAUCCCAACUUCUACUAAGGUUUCAAUCCCUAUUGCAUCAAUCCCUCAAAGGCUUCAUCAAUUCAACCCUGAGGUUCAAUAG
Molecule: messenger RNA, 807 nt
Organism: Camellia sinensis
Lineage: Eukaryota; Viridiplantae; Streptophyta; Magnoliopsida; Ericales; Theaceae
Source: RefSeq, a predicted model, not a curated record